UACCCUUGUAGUAAAACCCUCCCUCUUCCCGCCUCGACUAGCCGAGAAAAAACUCCCCACCACCACCACCAUGUUCCAAUCCACCGCGCCGCCGCCGCCGCCUCUUUUCAAGCAACGUUCGUGGUCCCCGGACAUGCUCCGCGACCAGGCCUGGUCGCGGCGGAAGGGCCGGCACCACAAGCUGCGGCGGAGUGGCCGUCUCUCCAGGAGCGUCACCGACGACGACUUGGACGAGCUCAAGGCCUGCUUCGAGUUGGGCUUCGGGUUCGAUUUGCCCGUUAUCGACCCGAAGCUAUUCGAUGCCUUUCCUGCGCUCGAGUUCUACCAUACCGUUAAUAAGCAGUACAGCCAGAGCUUAUCCAGAACGACCUCGUCCUCGUCGACGGUUGUUUCGGAUUCGGAUACGUCGUCGUUCUCUGUCGAUAGCCCUAGCAGCACUAUAUUUGGCCCAGGUGAUGAUCCGGAGAUGGUGAAGACGAGAUUAAGGCAGUGGGCCCAGGUGGUUGCUUGUGUGGUGCGACAGCCUCUACCAAACUAAAAUCAUGUUAAUUGGUGCGCGCAAGCUGGUUCGAAUCGGUUUUUUUUUUUUUAAAAAGAAACCUUGAAUUAUGCUAAUUGAUGCUUUUGAAAUCAAUAUUUUUGUGGACCAGCAGAGAGAAAAGAAGAUCAUGGAGUGUACAAAUUGAAUUCUUUUUUUAGUCGAAUAUAUGGUGGGAUUUAUUAAAAACUUUGGCCAAAUAAAUAAGAAAAUAAUUCGUGUUAA
Rhododendron vialii is the source of this 763-nucleotide messenger RNA. RefSeq lists its product as uncharacterized. Lineage: Eukaryota; Viridiplantae; Streptophyta; Magnoliopsida; Ericales; Ericaceae. The record is from RefSeq and is a predicted model, not a curated record. The coding region runs from base 71 to 538 and encodes 155 amino acids. The transcript has 2 exons.